Molecule: messenger RNA, 859 nt
Organism: Leopardus geoffroyi (Geoffroy's cat)
Lineage: Eukaryota; Metazoa; Chordata; Mammalia; Carnivora; Felidae
Product: keratin-associated protein 13-2-like
Exons: 1
Coding region: 15-575 (186 amino acids)
Source: RefSeq, a predicted model, not a curated record
AUGGAGUCCCGACCAUGGCAUUGAAACUCAGAGCAUCUUCUGACGCUCACUCAGCUGAACUCCCAUCUCCUGCCAACAUGACCUACAGCUGCUGUUCUGGAAACGUCGCCUCCCAGUCCCUUGGGGGCUACCUGCGCUACCCAAGCUCCUCCUGUGGCUCUUCUUCCCCCAGCAACCUGGUCUACCGUACUGACCUCUGCUCUCCCAGCACCUGCCAGCUGGGCUCCUCCCUCUACAGCGGCUGUCAAGAGACCUCCUGUGAGCCCACCAGCUGCCAGACGUCCUGCGUGGUGUCCAGCCCCUGCCAGACGUCCUGCUCCCGCCCGAGGACCUCCACGUUCUGCGGUCCCUUCCAGACGACUUACUCUGGGUCUGUGGGCUGUGGGUCCAGAAGCUGCUACUCUCUGGGCUGUGGAUCCAGUGGCUUCAAACCCCUGGGUUAUGGAGUCUGUGGUUUCCCUUCCCUGAGCUAUGGAUCCAGUUUCUGCCGCCCAACCUACCUCUCCUCCAGGAGCUGUCAGUCAUCAUGUUACAGGCCAACCUAUAGAUCGGCCUUCUGUAGAUCAACUUAUUGAGCUUCCAGACACUUUGAGCAAAAUACUUCAGUCUCUUUUUACAGCUGCUCUCAAAGGGUUUCAGUAAUGUUAGCUAACCCCUCUCACCCCUCGCUCUUCACCCUUUCUCCAGCAUCGAGUACUGGCUGACUGUCUAGUUCUUUCAGACGGUGAAAUUAAUGAAUGACCAAAAUAUUAAGUGCAUGUGUGUAAUUUUGAAACGAUUGACUCAGAAUUAACAUAAAUUCUUCUUGCAGGAUGUCAGUUCUGUUUGACCUAAUAAACUCAUUCAUUCUUGCAUCUGA